AUGGGACUGGCUCCUGAACGUAGCUCGGAGGCAAAAGUUGCGGAGCUAUUCAGAGAUACUUCUACAAGAUGGGUUACUGAUAAGGUGGAGAGACUAUUCCCUAUGCUGAUAGGAGAGAUCAUGACCAUCAAACCAAGCAAGUGGGGAGGGAAAGACAAACGUGUCUGGCUCAACCAUAAAUCAGGUGCCCAUUCCACUAAAACAGGGUACUACGCGGCUUUGGCAAUGAAUAAACCUGACUUGCUAGAACCUCUCCAACCAGCUCAAGAAUGGUUAGAUGAUGUCUGGAAGAUAACUACCUCCCUGAAGAUUAAGCUGCUGAGUUGGAAGAUAAAGCAUGGAGCAAUUCCCGUCGGUGAUAUUUUAAUGGCUAGACACAUCAAAGCCAAUGUGAAAUGCAUUCACUGUGAAGACUCUGAAUCUAUCCUACAUUUAUUUUUCCACUGCCCUUUUGCUCAAAAGGUUUGGGAGUUAUUGCCAGUGGUGACCGGUUUUGAUCCUAUGCGCAUUAACUCCUUUAAUGAAGGCUGGAAAUUGGCAUUGAAGGCUACCAUACUCCCACCUACCGGAAUUAAUGACUGCCCUCUCAUCCCUUGGGUGAUCUCUACAAUUUGGACAACAAGGAAUUUCAAGAUUUUUCAAAAGAGACACUUCACAGCCCAGGAAGUAAUGACUAAAGCUAUAGUGGAUGCUAAAGAGUGGAAGGCGGCACAAAUCAUACCUCCUCCCCUGCCCCAAGGCCCUCCCAAGAGGAUUCAGGAUGCAGCUUCAGUAAUCCUCUGUUGUUCCGAUGGAGCUUGGAAUAAGGAUCUGAAUACUGCAGGUAUGGGGUGGAGUUUCUCCGAUUUUCGAAAUGAGAGAUUUUGCUCUCACAGUGACUCUUCGAUGUAUGUUUGUUCAUCUCUUGUGGCGGAGGGAUUGGCAAUACGUCUGGCGAUGGAACACGCAAUCGCUUUGCAGCUUAGACAGGUGGUCUUUGAAUCGGAUUCUCUACAGUUGGUCUCGGCGAUUGUAGAUCGAUCAAGCUUCAACGACCUCCAUGGGAUUCUGGCUGAUAUCUAUCUUCUCUCUAAGCAGUUUGACUCUGUUUCCUUUCGUUAUGUUAAUCGCUCCUCUCUGUGUUUUGAGGAUAAUUUGGCAAAACAGGCCCUCUUAGGCCCUGUUAGAAACCCAUGUUAA
This is a messenger RNA of Raphanus sativus (radish), 1179 nucleotides long. RefSeq lists its product as uncharacterized. Gene Ontology annotation, molecular function: RNA-DNA hybrid ribonuclease activity; nucleic acid binding. The record is from RefSeq and is a predicted model, not a curated record. NCBI's taxonomy places the organism in Eukaryota, Viridiplantae, Streptophyta, Magnoliopsida, Brassicales, Brassicaceae. The coding region runs from base 1 to 1179 and encodes 392 amino acids. The transcript has a single exon.